GUCACUGCUCUGUUUGCAGGAAGUGCUCCGUGUAGCUAGCUGGAGCAUGAGGAGAAGAAGCUGUUUUUUUCCAAAACACCUGGGACAUCUUAUUAGGCGUUUAAUGGAAUAAUAAGGCUGGGACAUGGACAGCCACAGAGGAGGAGGACCGUGGGGCAAACUGGUCAAAGUGGACUCCAGUGAAACUGUCCUGCUUUUCAACAGGGAGUGCACAGUUGGCAGGAAAAAAGGUUGUCAUUUGUCCUUUCCAGCCAAUAAACUUGUCUCAGGGGAGCACUGCAAGAUAGUGAAAGAUGAGAGCUCAGGGCUGGUGUGGCUUAAAGACAUGAGCACUAAUGGCACAGUGAUCAACAUGUCCAAACUGGUCAAGAAGCAAAGUCACGUGCUGCAAAACGGUGAUGUCAUCUACUUUGUGUACAGAAAGAGUGAGCCAGAACAAAACAUAGCGUAUGUUUACCACUCCGUCCAAACGGAGCUAGGUGUUACCAGCCAGCCAACACUUGCCAGCUACGAAACGGAACGGCCAGCUCACUGUUCCUCUCCUGUUUCAGCAUCAGAGAUGUCCCUCUCUGUGGAGCCUGUAAUGCUAGCGAAGGCUCCUCUGGGUCCAGCUCAGGGGGAUGCUCAGCCUUCCACUUCGGGUUCACACUUCUGUAUCGAGAGUCCUUCCUCUUCUGGUCCUUUGGCUGCAGCAGCUUCUGGCCCAGCUACAGACACUGCUCCUACACUGGACAAAGACACAGAUAAUCUGGAGCCACAAAGCAAAAGGAGGAAAACUCACGAUGAUAAAGAAAGUGACCUGGGUCUGCCCCACACCUCCUGUACAGAGGUGUCAGGUUCUGCUCAGAGAGCUCCUGAGAGUCUUCCAUCAAAACCAGCAGUGGAAGGAAGUAAAACGGACAAAAUGGAGGAAACCCUGACCUGCGUUAUUUGCCAGGACCUACUUCAUGACUGCAUCAGCUUGCAGCCUUGCAUGCACGUUUUCUGUGCUGCCUGCUACUCCGGUUGGAUGGAGCGCUCCUGUCUUUGCCCCACCUGUCGCUGCCCCGUGGAGAGAAUUUGUAAAAACCAUAUUCUCAACAACCUAGUGGAAGCCUAUCUCAUCCAGCAUCCAGAGAAGUGUCGCAGCAAGGAGGAUCUGAGGAGCAUGGACAGCCGAAACAAGAUAACUCAGGACAUGUUGCAGCCAAAAGUUGAGCGUUCUUACUCUGAUGAGGAGGGCAGUUCGGAUUACCUCUUCGAGCUCUCUGACAACGACAGUGACUCCUCAGAUAUCAGCCAGCCUCUUAUAAUGUGCAGGCAGUGUCCUGGCUACAUGAGGGACGUGAACCAAAUGCUGUUUGGCGCAAGUUCAAACUACUGGUUCUCUAGUUUUCCAACUCUACAGUCUGCACCUCCACCACCCAAACCACCAAGCGAGGAGGGAGCAGUCAAGCCAGCAGGAGAACAACCCUCCACAUCCUCAGAUCAUUCCCCAGCUGAGUCAGCACCUCAGGAGUACCACUGUCCCCCUCAGGGCUUCCAUCUCAUCUGCACCUGCUGCCUCCAGCCAAUGCCAGACAGACUGGCUGAGCAGCACAACCAGCAGGUCAUUGCUCAGCAGUGUACGCUGUGCCAGCGACCUUUCUGUCAUAUGUACUGGGGUUGCCAGAGGAUUGGCUGCCACGGUUGUCUGGCUCGAUUUAGUGAGCUCAAUCUGACUGACAAGUGUCUGGAUGGGGUGCUGAACAACAAUAAUUAUGAAUCGGACAUCCUAAAAACCUACCUGUCCUCCAGAGGGAAGUCAUGGAAAGAUCUGCUCCAGGAGUCUCUGCUAAGUUUACAGCAGGGAAACUACUUCCUGACAGAUUGUCGUAUCUCUGCAAACACCGUUCUGUGUUUCUGCUGCGGUCUGCGAGCCUUCAAGGAGCUGGCCUACAUGUACCGGCAGAACAUCCCUCCAUCUGAGCUGCCAGCCGCAGUAACAUCUCGCCCUGACUGUUACUGGGGGCGCAACUGCCGCACACAGGUGAAGGCACAUCAUGCAACGUUUGGGCCAAAGGAAAAUACAUAAAGAACCACAAAGGAUGAGGCAGAACGCUGGCACAAGCAGCAGAACUCAACACUGACAGUGAUACUGAAAAGCAAAGUGCAACAGCUGGAGUGA
Messenger RNA from Nematolebias whitei (Rio pearlfish), 2146 nucleotides. It is a transcript of the gene chfr, whose product is annotated as checkpoint with forkhead and ring finger domains, E3 ubiquitin protein ligase. Gene Ontology annotation, cellular component: nucleus. The transcript is spliced from 18 exons. Gene Ontology annotation, molecular function: ubiquitin-protein transferase activity; protein binding. The record is from RefSeq and is a predicted model, not a curated record. Gene Ontology annotation, biological process: mitotic cell cycle checkpoint signaling; ubiquitin-dependent protein catabolic process; protein ubiquitination. NCBI's taxonomy places the organism in Eukaryota, Metazoa, Chordata, Actinopteri, Cyprinodontiformes, Rivulidae.